This is a messenger RNA of Ruditapes philippinarum (Manila clam), 8571 nucleotides long. Its product is annotated as CD209 antigen-like protein E. NCBI's taxonomy places the organism in Eukaryota, Metazoa, Mollusca, Bivalvia, Venerida, Veneridae. The record is from RefSeq and is a predicted model, not a curated record. The transcript has 6 exons. The coding region runs from base 1105 to 2094 and encodes 329 amino acids.
GCUGCGGGGAGUUUGAAUAAUGUAUUGCAAAAUUAACCAAAAUGUAUCAAACUGGAAUAUUUCUUUCUCUACAUACUUUCAUGAAAUUUAUAAGUGAAUACCUUUCCGAAACAGGUAAAUACACAAUAUUUCAGACAAAAGAGUACUGUCAUUUCGAGCUUUUCGACUUAAAUUUUUACUUUGACAUCAAUAAAAUAUCCAUAGGCGACUCAAAAUUAUUACGGAUCUUAUACUUUUACAACAAACUCUUCGUUUAACAAAAUCAUUCCUGCAACGCUUAUAAUAAAGCAGUCUUUUGGGUUGAACGAAUGCGUGCCGUGAUUGAUGGGACAAAAAUUGCAGAAAAGUGGUCUUGUAUAUUUAGUCGCAUAUAAUGAAUGGAGACGUUUCCGAAACAAGAGUAACCGUUGCCACUAUUUCAUGAUCUUUUUACCGCGAGUGAAGAUAAAAUGCAUGGUUAUAAGUAUCGAGAAGUUAGCACUGACAUCGAAGAACUUCUCGAUACUAUUUUUAUUUAAUGAGCCCAUCAGUAUUGACUUUAUUUUUUUUUUCGCGGACAAUUCUAGCUUAAGCGGAAUUUAAGUUAGUAUUGAGUUACUGUUCUUUUAUAUAUCAUUGAUAUUCCUUAUUUCACGCUUGGAGUAAACUAUUCAACAGAAGUCUGUACUUUAAGACUUGUGCGUUUUCUUUACAAAACAAAAUUUCACCGCUGCUACCAGUAUUUUCAGCAAAUGAGAAUCGGGACCAAUCAAAACGUUCAUUUACAUAGAAAAAUAAUUGUCGUAGCUAGGUAGAACCGAAUUCCUUUAAAACGUUUUUAUUCUUUUGUUGUUUCAACUGAAUUCGCAUAUAUUCAUUACUUGUUAUUCUUUAAAUCUGCCAACUUAACUACACCGUGAAACCAUGCAUUCUAAUUAAUAUUCGCCUAUCUGUUUUGAAUAAUUGAUAAUUAAUAAUUGAUGAUUGCAGCAAACCAGAAGAGCUUUGUCAUGUUUAGUUUAUUUGAAAUAUAACUGUAAAGUAACAGUAGGUAGCAGUCUGAUAAUUCUUGACUGUUUUCUUUGCGCGUUGAUAGAAAAGUAUUUGAUUAAGUCAAAGAGAAGUAUGAUUGUUCUUCUGAAAAUAGUGCUUUUUCUAGUGUACAUUAGACCGGUUUAUCUUAUGGAUAAGAAACAUCUUUCAAAAAUGUUAGCAGUUGAAAAUGGGGAUAGGAAUAUUUUCAUAUUUGAAACAGUCUUAGGCUAUGGAUUGAAUCACUGUGUAGGAAGUUGCAAGGCGAAGAAAAUGUGUGAAUAUAUAAAUUUCAAUGUAAAAGCAGACAUGUGCUCCUUGAUUGGUACCCAAGAUAAGGCCACAUCUAUCGAAACUUUUAUUGAAGAGCGAAAAGGUUUCAUAUUUGGGCAGAAAGCUGACUGGAAUAUGGGGGAGUUCGAGAUAUGUAACAAUUGUGAAGCACGUGGUGAAUGCAAACCUGGUCAGGAUGAAUAUGCUAAAUGUCAACACUCAGGAUGUGGUCCCCCAGACGGAAAAGAACACGCUUUGAUACGUGGUAACAUGUUUACGGUUGGCGAUAAAGCCGAGUACAAGUGCUCUGCCGGAUACAAGGACGCUUUUGGAGCAUCUGGCAGUCAAACAACGUGUCAACAGUCUGGUGUAUGGACUCCUGUAGACAUUCAAUGUGUCCCAGAGGACAUUUCAGAGGACGCAACUGAAAUUGUUAACAAUUCAGUGUAUCUCCUCGACAAAAAUGAGAAAAGCUGGGAUGAUGGCAAAGAAUACUGCAAAAGUAUUGGUGGAGAUCUAGCUGUCGUGAACACAAAUGUUUCUUAUGAUGCUGUCAAAAAUCUCACUGACUUAAAUGAUGCAACUGUCACAUGGCUUGGAGCAAAUGAUAGGGAGAAUGAAGGCGUCUGGAUAUGGAGUGAUGGUAAACGAGUUAACGAUGGAUUCAAAAAAUGGCAUCUUCCGAAUCCCGACAAUGCCGGCGCCGGAAGAGGGGAAGAUUGCCUAAGCAUGCUGCGCAGACGUGAAUGGAACGAUGCAGAAUGUCAUAUGUUAUAUUGGAGUAUCUGUGAGAUCAAGAUUAUAAAAUGAUAUUAAUUUCUUUUAAACGCUUUGUUUAACUAAACUUGUCUUUCACAUUUUCUGUAUUAUUUACUUUGUAUGAAUUUACAAAUUUUGAAAUAUAAAUUAUUAUAUUUUCUAAAUUGUAUAACUGCAGUCUUAAUAAUUGCAUAUGAAAUGGUAUUACGUAUUGAGUUUUGUUAUUCUGCUAUACUUAAGGAAUUUCUUGAUAAUGUAUUAAAAUGAGGACUAUUGAUAAUUAGGUAUUGUCUCAAAUUAGUUUAGUAUCACAUUAAAGCUGCAUGCCUCCAGAUGAGCCAAGAAGUUUUAAGAAACUCAAACUUGGGAAAUGUGUACUAACAUCUUAGUAAUGGCGGAUUUUGAAAUCUUUAUCAACAUAUUCUCACUAAAGUGACUUACUCUGUAACGACUAUUUUGCAUAUUUUGGCCUUUUUUGUAUUUUAUAUAGAUUGUAAAUGUCGUUUACAAUGUUUAAAUUACUUUAUUUGUUCAUUUCACAAUAUUUUACUUUUAAUACAUUUUCAAAAUUGUCAUUAAAUUGAUAAAAAAAACGUCAUUUUUUUCUGAAGAAGACUUGAACGUCGGAAGCUAAAGAAAAGCGUUUGUUUUCAUUGAACUGAUUAUACAUUAAAUUGAUGCAAACUUUGAGGCAAACAUCUUUAACAAUUAACAUUUCUUUUUAAAAAACAACGUUAUAAACGAGUUUAUUGUGAAAAGUGUUACUAUUUAGUAUGUUUUUAAAUUAGAAAAGCUUGAAUUCAUAAAUAUUGUGUUGUCGCUAUUAUCAAGAAUCCAUAAACAACAGAGACAUCCCACAAAAAAUAUUCCAUUUGCCAUGUUUAUAAUUUGUAUUUCUGAAAACAGAUUUCGAUUUUUUUAAUUCUUAAACUCCAUAUUGAUUUGCGUAUACACAAAAUGGUAUGCAGAUUUAUAUUUAUUCUUUCAGUUUGAUAUUUUUUUAAGCCGUCUUGGAAAACACAGCAAAGAAGGGACAAAAUAGUAUUAUACCCUGUUUAUUUUAAGAAAUCAUGCAAAAAUGAGUUUUACGGUACAAAUUAAAACAGCUAUAAUACAUAUUAAAUCGGCCAUAUAUUAAAUCUGAUUAAAUAAUGAUGCAGAUUAACACAUUUAUUUAAUAUUGUAUUUCAAUGAUAUUUGUUUUACUAUGUUACAGUUUUCUUUACAGUCUCUUACAAUGAUAUUUCUAUAUUACUGUGAUAUUUCUUUAGAAAAAUAUAUACGCUGCGUUACUAUGAUAUUUCAAUAGCUGAUGUUCACAAGUUAAAUGUAUUUCAUUGUUACAUGCAAAAAAAAAUCUGUUAAUUUCAUGCUUUUUUUACUGAUUUUUAGUCAGUUUAAAUUCUUUUGCCGCGUAACGUUAGACGUUCUUCUUCAUGAUGACGUCAUCAUCAUGGCGUCACUUUUCCAAUCAGUAAAAGUUCUCGAAUUGUGUUACAUUUUCAAUACAAUGUAUGCAGUUAUUUACUUGCUGUUCAUAACGAAGCAAAAAUUUACAUACGACGAAAUUUAUUCCUGUUGAUAAUUCUGUUUAGUUAUGAAAUAUUUUUUUCAUCCCCAUUCAAGUAUAGUCCGGCUACAGUGAAAAUUAUCAAUAUGAUUUCACUGUGAAAAAAAUUAGAUCUAAAUAUGAUUGCACUUAAAUCGACUGCAAUUAUAUUACUGUAACAAUGUGUUACAAUGGCGUUCCCUUAACAUUGUGUUACAAUUUAUAUAAUAAUGUGUUAGGCUAAUAUGUCUUUAACCCUGCACAUGUGUGCAUGAUGUUUCUUAAAAACCAUUCUACAAUUAUAAUAUUUUAGCUGUUUUACUGUGAUAUUUCUCGAAAACUGUGUAACAAUUAUUUUUCUUUAAUGUGUUUUUGUGGUAUUUCCUCAACACUGUGUUGUCUGAUUUUAUUGACCUCAUUAUAGCACUCAUUUAAAUAUUCGGCCCCACUUCGGUUUGGUCCGUGUAGUUUACGAGAAUUAAUAUAGAGUACAUAGUAUAUUAGUCAUGUGUUGAAAGUCACACCAGUUUAAUAUGAAGGUAUUCGUUACAUUGACAAUAGCACAGUCGGUUAAGUGAAUGCCUGAUAAUUGAGACGUCAGUUGUUCGAUCACUACUACUGCCAUAUUGUUUUAGACCUCUUUUUUUAUUUUUGCAAUAACUUAUAAUGGAUUCGCUUUGUAUUGUAUUUGUAUUGUAUUUCGUUUUACGGCAUUAAAAUUACAUUUAUUGAGUUUAAUCCAAAUGAAUUUGAAACAUUAAUUCUUAAACUAUGUUCUGUAAAAAAAAAGAGUAUAAACUUUGCAAGUUAAGAAAUAAUAUCGGUGUUUAUCGGCUAUUUAACACCAAUCUCCUACGCAGUGAUCUCCCUUUAUCAGUACAUCUAAGUAUGGAUUGGCGCCGUUUUGAAAAAUAUUUAUUAACUGAUAUGGUUCAAAUAUGUGGCGAAAAAUUUAAAAAUGAUGCUCCGUACGUAUACUAGCAUUUAGUCUUCGUUGACGGGGCAGAAGGGAACCGGGACAACUUUGAUCAAUAUCAUUUGUCGAAGCGAAUCAUUAAAUUACAAGUCACAAAGCCUAAACCACGCCCAUUAUCAGAGAGGCAGUUCUUCCGCAACCGUCGGCCAGUAAGGGGAGAUCACUGAAGAACAGUUUGUUCUCAAAAUUAGUCGAACAUUAUGCAAUUCGUACCAAUAUUUAGAUGUAUUUAUUCCCGGCACAUAUUGUCUUGAAUUCAUUUUAAGUAUACCAAUCAUUUCAGUUUUACUUGUUAUCCAAUUUAUUUUGCUUAGAUCUUUGGCGCAACAGAAAAACAUUUUAGAAUUUCACACACGGCAUUACUUUGUGAAUUUAUGCAUUAGGUUCUACUUGUUCACAAAAAUAUGCAACUUUAUUAUUAAACAACGAGCGCAUACCAAGACCAUGGAGAAAAAAUUGAUUUGUGCUUCGGAUAUUCAACUGUAAUAGAGAACGAUUUUCAAUGCUGAUUGACUGUUCACAUCAUUUGGCGGCGUCUUUGAUGUGCAGCAUCAACAUUUAACUUGUUUAACAAUGUGUUAUAAUGAUUUUAUUAACACUGUGUUACUAUGAUAUUUCCUUAACAUUGUGUGACAAUUAUAUUCUAUUUUAAGAAUGUGUAACGUAUGAUAUUUCUUUAAAACUGUGUUACAAUGAUUUGUCGAUAACACUAUGUUACAAUGGUAUUUCUAAAAACUGUGUUAACUUUUCUUAGAUUUACCCUUGUCCGUCCGUCCAUCCAUCCGUCCGUUCUGAUUUUGUGUCGCAGGUAGCUCAAAAAGUAUUUGACCUGUAGGCCUGAAACUUUUCAAGAAUGUGGGUCAGCAUGUGUACUUACGCACUCUGGGGUUUGCUUGUGAAUUUAUUCAGUAUUUGUAAAGUGCUUGCCCUUUACUAAGUAAAUGAGUUUUAGUUUUCAACUUGUGGCACAUGUAGCCCAAAACAAAAAUGACAUAGAGUCAUAAGAUUUACAAAACAGUUGCCACAGUGUGGGGGCAACCCUGUCCUAGACACAUUUCUAGUAUUUUAGUUUUCAAUUUUGAUAAGGAUGUUUACUUUUGUUGCUUAUAUUGAUGGCCAGAUAAAGCUCCUGAUGCAAAUGUUGUAGACGCUAACAUUUUUGAAGUCCUAUAACAAGAUGUUUAAAUUAUCGGGUCGAGUAUAUAUUGAUUGGUGAUUGGAACUGUCGUAUUGGUAAUAAACCUGGCUAUGUAGUUUGUUUCAAAAAUAUUAGAAACUAUGAUCCGGACUUUGGUUGUAUUUGUAGAUGUGUUUGUGUGUGCGUGCAUGCGUGUGUAUGUUUUUUUAGUAUGUAUAUAUGCAUGUAUGAAUGUAUGUACGUACGUAAGAUUUUAAAUGUUAAAUUGCUGUAUCAGAUGUAUGUAAGUGACGGUCACAUAUAUAAAUGACCUUCUGGUGUUUUUAAAAUAAAAUCUUGAAAUCUUUGUGUUAAACAUUCCGACUCUUAUUCUGAUUUUUUUUCAAUAUUUCAAUUGGAUUGAGACAAGGCCUUAUUCAUUCGCUGGUAGAUUUUGCCCCUUUUCUUGAAGACUUGGAACUUUUCCUGCAAGGAUCCGAUAAAUCAGGUUUAUUUUUUAUGAUAUGUGUCUUAUCAUACAGCUAUAUGCGGAAGAUAUGGCAAUUGUUUGAGAUUCUGUUGAAGAUUUAAAGGCCAAUUAAGAUAAAGUACUGCAAGUACAGAAGUCUACAAAUUAAUACAUCUAAGACUAAGAUAGUGGUGUUUCGUCGUAGGAGAGGGCUAAAAUGUAAUGAGCGCUGAAAAUAAAUGACGAGCCUCUAGAAAUAGUAAAUGACUUUAACUACAUGGGUGUGGUGUUUAAUUAUACCGCCCAAUUCGUUUUUAAAAAACCAGUACAUAGUCGGAAAAGCCUUAAAAGCCUCAAAAUACUAUCAAAUAAUUAAAAAAAAAAAUGAACUGAACCCUUUGAUAUCGCUUCAAUUAUUCAAUGCUUUUCUGGGCUCUAUCUUAAAUUAUGCCUGUCCGGUUUGGGGUUUUACUAAGUAUAAUGGGAUAGAACGUGUACACCUCAAAUAUUGUAAAACGAUAUUAGGUGUAAAAUACAAAUAACGUGUCGGUCAAUGGGGAAUUAGGGAGGUAUCCGUUAUCCGUUUUGCACAUGCGUUAAAUAUGUCGGUUUUUUAAAUUCACGGAGUGAAAAAUUAAAAUAAAACUUGAUUAUUUUUAUAAUAAAUGAAUAUAUAUCUUAUCUAAAGUUAUAGUAUAAUGAGGAUUUUAAUAUCUGGAUAUUAACGAUAGAAUAAAAUGGACGAAUUCAAAGUGUAUACAGUGUUUUUGGUGUGUUUUUGAUGGGACGAAUGAAACGGAGUAAGAUUUCACCCCAAGACACCGCCCCAGACCCAAAAUGAUUGUCUAUUGCGGCUAAUCCGAUAACUUCGGUGCAAACCCCGGUAUCACAUAUACAGUAUGGACAAUAUCAACCAAAUAAUUCAGGUUGUUGUACACCACAGGCAAGUCAAAAUUUAGCUUCAACUGGUGGUUCAUAUAUGCAAGCUUUGAAUCAAGGGUCGCAUACUUUGACUCAACAACCGUUACAAUGUCUAUCUAACCAAAUAACAAGUGACCAGUUCUCAGCUCUUCUUCAAAGGCUUGAUAGCAUAGAUAAACGUCUGUUACAAUUAGACAAAAUACAAAGUACCGUUGAUAAUAUUACUGUCAAUUUUUAUAAGGUAGAUUAACGAGUAAGUGAAGUGGAAAUAAACUAUUAGAAUAAGAGAAAAGUAGAGACUAUGGUUCCAAAUGCUAAGAUGAUGUUAAUAAUAAACAAAAGGAGAUAGACUCAAUGAUAAAACAAAUAAAAAGUAUGGAGAAGGAACAAAGCGAGAAAGAGGCCGAAUGGAAAGCAGAACACACUGAUCUCAGCGGUGAAUUAUACAGGGAAAGCAAAAGUGGCGCUACUCAUAUUUAGGAAAAUAGUGGUAGUGAAAUAAAGUGUUUAUUUUGAAAUAUCGAGGUAUUAACCCAACAGAAAAUAACACGCCUCGAUUUUAUAAAAUUCAUUGAUAAGUAUUGAACACACAUUGACGAAAGUCAGGCUCCAAUUCUUACUUACUUGCCCAACAUUCCUUAUCAUCUGGAUGAUCUCACCAUAUCACCAGAUGAAGUGCAAUUGGUAAUGAAAUCUCUUCUUUUCGGAAAGGCCGCUGGUCCUGAUGAUAUUAACAAUCUAAUCCUUCGUGAACUCUCACAUGAACUCAGUGGUUCUCUAAGUUCUCUAUUUAACUAUUCCAUUCAGGUUUCUCAAGUUCCAAACAUAUGGAAAGAAGCAAAUGUUUCACCUCUUUUCAAAUCGGGUAAUCCUUCUCUUGUUAAUAAUUACCGACCAAUAUCUCUCAUAAGUACUGUCAACAAAGUCUUUGAAAGAAUCGUAUAUAAACACAAAUUUAAUUUUCUGCGUGAUAAUAAUAUCAUUACAUCUCGUCAAUCUGGUUUUGUUCCCGGAGACUCCACUGUCAACCAAUUAACAUAUUUAUAUAAUCUGUUUGCACAGGCCAUUGAUUCUGGUAAAGAAGUCAGGGCUGUGUUUUGUGACAUCAGUAAAGCGUUUGAUCGGGUCUGGCACAAGGGACUUAUUUAUAAAUUAAACUGUAUCUGUAUUUCUGGCCGCCUUUCCUCUUGGUUUUCUUCUUAUCUUAAGGACAGAAGACAAAGAGUUAUUUUACCAGGUUGUAGAUCUUCUCAUAACUUUAUUGCCGCUGGUGUGCCACAAGGGUAAAUUCUUGGGACUUUGUUGUUUCUUGUUUAUAUUAACGAUAUUGUUAUCGACAUCAAUGCCAAUAUAAAAUAGAGUAAAGCAGAAACCCUAAAGAAAGCCCAACACAACAACAUUGAAAAUGUUGCAGGCUCGGUUUGAUUGAGCCUGUUCAGGGACGGAACUGGAAAGUACAAGUUACCGUCCACGACCCCUAGCACCAGCUUAAGCAC